Molecule: messenger RNA, 2399 nt
Organism: Populus nigra (black poplar)
Lineage: Eukaryota; Viridiplantae; Streptophyta; Magnoliopsida; Malpighiales; Salicaceae
Product: calcium-dependent protein kinase 26-like
Exons: 4
Coding region: 538-2118 (526 amino acids)
Biological process (GO): intracellular signal transduction; protein autophosphorylation; peptidyl-serine phosphorylation
Cellular component (GO): cytoplasm; nucleus
Molecular function (GO): ATP binding; calcium-dependent protein serine/threonine kinase activity; calcium/calmodulin-dependent protein kinase activity
Source: RefSeq, a predicted model, not a curated record
GCAGAUAGAGAUAGAGACAGAGAGAAAGAGGCGCUCUAUCUUGUCUUGAAGAGCUCGAAACCCCCCCUGCUCCAACUGUCUCAAUCUCUCUCUAACCACGAGACCAAACCCUCUUUAUAUGUUUUAACACGAGUAUGUGUAGUUGGUUAUGGGAUUUUUUUAGGAUCUGAUUUUGGGGUGUCUUUCUUUCAGAUCUAGUUGAUCAAGGUGAGAUUGGAAGAAGUUACUAGGUGAGAUGUCAAGGUUUUGCCUUUAUUAAGGAUUUUGUUUUGGAUUUCUAGUAAUGUUAAGACCAUAUACCAUCGUAUCAGUCACGGUAAGGGUCACUAUCACCUUUCAAGAAGCGGUCAUAAGAAGGGUUCUGUUAGGAUUUUGACCUAUAUUCUGGUUUUUGUAACUUGAGAGAAAAACAUCAAGGCUUUUGACUUAAACAGCUCUUGCGAAGAAAAGGGGGUUUGGUGGUUUUGAAGUUAAUUGAAUUGUAUGCUGGGAUUCUGACUGGUAUUUUGGGGGCAGGUGGGGGAGAUAGAACUUGGUAUGGCUGUUGGAAAGAGCAACAGCAGCCAUGAACCCUUGAAGCAACCCUGCAAUUGUUAUAGAGUUUCAAGCUUGAUUGAAAGCAUUUUGGACACAGACCAGACCUCUAAUCUGAAAGAUAGGUAUGUUCUUGGAGAACAAUUAGGUUGGGGUCAGUUUGGUGUUAUUAGAGUGUGCACUGAUAAGUUGACUGGAGAGGUACUGGCAUGCAAAUCGAUUUCUAAGGAUAGGCUGGUGACAUCUGAUGAUGCAAGGAGUGUCAAGCUGGAGAUUGAAAUAAUGACCAGGUUAUCAGGACAUGAUAAUGUUGUGGAUCUCAAGGCAGUUUAUGAGGAUGAAAAUUAUGUUCACUUGGUAAUGGAACUUUGUGCUGGAGGGGAGCUUUUUCAACAGUUAGAAAAACAUGGCCGUUUCUCUGAGGCUGAGGCUAGGGAUCUCUUCAAGCAUCUUAUGCAAGUGGUUCAAUAUUGUCAUGAAAAUGGAGUGGUUCACAGGGAUUUGAAGCCAGAGAAUAUCCUUUUAGCUUCAAAAUCCUCAUCAUCACCGAUAAAAUUGGCAGAUUUUGGCCUUGCAACCUAUGUCAAGCCUGGUCAGAGUUUGCGUGGGACUGUCGGGAGCCCAUUUUAUAUAGCUCCUGAGGUAUUGGCAGGAGGCUAUAACCAGGCUGCUGAUGUUUGGAGUGCAGGGGUGAUUCUCUAUAUUCUUCUUAGUGGGAUGCCACCAUUUUGGGGUAAGACCAAGUCAAGGAUAUUUGAUGCUGUGAGGGCAGCUGAUUUGAGGUUUCCUUCAAAUCCUUGGGAUCACAUAACUCAAUCUGCGAAGGAGUUGGUCAGGGGUAUGCUUUGCACAGAUCCCUCACAAAGGUUUACUGCUCAGCAUGUUUUAGAUAAUUCCUGGAUGAAGUAUGAUGGACCAUAUCCUGAAGAACCUAGUCAACGUGAAAAGCAAAGUUGUCCAGAAUGGGGUUUAGGUGGUGGCUCAUUCUCCACAUUGAUGGCCAGGGAUCAGGAUGUCAGUUUUGGCACUGGAUCACCCAUCUUUCAUGAUGUUCAGUCUUCUACUUUUAAAUGCAGAUCGUCAUUCUCUUCUUUCCUAGCGGAGCCAUCAACACCUAUAUUUGCACAUGGAGGAUUUUCUUUUAACAAUGGUGAUGAUUCAAAUGCCUUGGAAUUCAUGCCCCCUGUAUCCUCAAUGCCGAGCUUUGCGUUCUCCAGUGCUGGUCCUGUAAUUGAGCUAGGGAGUUCCACAUUAGAAUUAUCUAGUAACAUUUCUCGGAUAGAUUCAGUUUGUGGAGGUAAUCAACUUUCAGAGAUAAGCUUGGGGAAGAUGCUUCUGUUGCCUGAGCCUUCUCUAUGCUGUAGAUGUGAAGCUAGAGAAAUGGAAAACAGAACAGUUGAAGUUAAGAGAGCAGGAGCAGAAAUUGGGUCCAGGGCAUUGGGAAUACACGGUAAGAGGAACCGGACUAUUGGUCUCGGUGAGUGCGAGCAACUUGAUCUCAUGGUGACUGAAUCAGUCAUCCGCUGGGCAUCCUGCACCCAUCUUCCAACUGCUCCGUCCCUAAGGUCCUCUCUUGUCUGUUGAAAGAGAGGAAUUGGAAAUGAAUGGGAUUGGAGAUGCAGAAAGUGUUGUGCUCACAUGAUAGUCUAAUAGCUCAUGUGUGUAAAAUAAUAAUUAUCAUAUUGUCCCUGUGUGCUUAGAGACGGUUUUAGCCUAGAUUUCGUGAACGAUGAGUGAUGUCUUUCUGAUGAGUUAAUCUUCAGUUUGUUCACUACAUAGUGAGUAAAAUGUUCUGAUUGAUGGUCCUUGCCCGUGUGUAUAAAAGUUGGAUUUUCAUACCAUGAGGUUUUCCAGGUUUCAUAUUA